AUGGCGCAGAAAUGUGUGCACAAAGGAUGCGGCAAAGUCUUUACAGAUCCAGAGGAAGAAUGUGUCUAUCAUCCUGGACCUCCUGAGUUUCACGAAGGACAAAAAGGCUGGAAAUGCUGCAAACCCCGAGUUCUGACGUUUGACGAAUUCCUGGCCAUCCCACCCUGCACGACGGGCAAGCACUCGACCGUUGACGACACGCCUGCGCCGGCGGCGAAAGCAGAAGCGGGCAUCGACGCAUCUAACAUUGUCGCCGCGGCUCCAGUCCCUGGCCCGGUACCGGUGACGAAACCUAUUGCGACCAGUCUCGCUGCCGUGCAGCAACCUACCACUCCCUCCACGACGCCGAAGCCCGAGCCUCCGGAAGACGAGUCAGACGAUCCCGACGCCCCGAUCCCGCCGAACGCUACGUGCAAGAGACGGGGUUGCGGGAAGUCUCGAGACGACAAAGUGCCCCGCGACGAGGAGGAGUGCAUAUACCAUCCUGGCGUGCCCAUCUUCCACGAAGGCAGCAAGGGGUGGACGUGCUGUAAGCGCAGAGUCCUCGAGUUCGACGAGUUCAUGAAGAUCGAGGGCUGCAAGACAAAGAAGCGGCAUUGCUACGUGGGCAAGGCAAAGAAGAAGAAGCAGAAGACUGCGGCUGACGGUGGCGCGGCUAACGACGACGACGAAGACGGAGAGGAAUUGUUGCCCACGGUGCGCAACGACUUCUACCAGACCGUGGGCAGUGUGAUUGUCAGCUUCUACCUCAAGAAGAUAGACAAGGACAGGGCCAAGGUCGAGUUCAAGGACAGCGGGACGGAGAUCGACCUCGACCUACCCACGAGCGACGGGAAACGGUACAAGAGUGUCCUGCCGCUGUUUGCAGAGAUCGUACCUGAGAAGAGCUCGUUCAAGAUUAUGGGCACAAAGCUGGAGCUGGAGCUUUGCAAGAAGGAUGGCACGAGUUGGUCGACGUUGCGGAGUGACGAGCAAGCGUCAGGUACCAGGAUCCAAAUUGGACGGGCAGGGAGAGUGUAG
Exophiala spinifera is the source of this 1020-nucleotide messenger RNA. RefSeq lists its product as uncharacterized. Lineage: Eukaryota; Fungi; Ascomycota; Eurotiomycetes; Chaetothyriales; Herpotrichiellaceae. The transcript is spliced from 2 exons. The record is from RefSeq and is a predicted model, not a curated record. The coding region runs from base 1 to 1020 and encodes 339 amino acids.